CACGAACUUUGAGCAGACAGUUACCAUGUCUCUUGCGGAUAGAUUCGCCCAGUACGGAGCUUGUGACGUCUCCGACGCUUUGCUGAAGCUGAAAGUACCGAAUGCCGGACUUCUUCCUGAUAUCGUGAUGUUUUCGCCUGAGAGACAAGCAGGCUCAACUAAAAUCGUAGGGGAGGCCUACACGGUGAAGAUGGUGUCGAAAGAAGAAACUGAUGCGCCGAAGCUGAAUAUUCCAGGACACUAUAUUGACACGGUACCCGCCAACUCAGUCCUCUUCAUCUCAGCUCCUCGCAACCAAGUAAACGCAGCAUUCGGUGGCAUCAUGGGUGCACGAGCCCAGUAUCUCGGUGCGGUAGGUGCAGUCAUCGAUGGACGGAUACGAGAUGUCUCCGAGCACCAAUCACUCGGUUUCCCUGUGUUCUCACGGGGUACCUCUACUAUCGGUACUGGAGACCAGUGCAAACCGAGUGAACUUGAUGUUCCGCUGUGUUUGAACGCGUCCGGGAGUAACGGAAAGGAUGUGUGGAUUAACCCCGGAGACGUGAUUGUCGCUGAUUUGGAUGGGGUAGUGUGUUGUCCGAAGGAGAAGGUUGAAGAAGUUCUGGAACUGAUGCCGAAGCUUACGGCAGCAGAUAAUAAGGUGAUGGAGGAUGUUAAGAAUGGAAUGAGUGUUGCUGAGGCGUUCAAGAGGCAUCGCGGGAAGCUAUGAGGACGGAUACUGAUCGGGCGGCGUUUAUUAUGGCUCACUACCCCGUUGAUAGCUCGACGGUCCAGGCAGAUGCUGGUAGCGAAGAAGAAUAACAAUAACUUUCCUCUACCC
Saitoella complicata NRRL Y-17804 is the source of this 820-nucleotide messenger RNA. Its product is annotated as RraA-like protein. Lineage: Eukaryota; Fungi; Ascomycota; Saitoellomycetes; Saitoellales; Saitoellaceae. The coding region runs from base 26 to 709 and encodes 227 amino acids. The record is from RefSeq and is a predicted model, not a curated record. The transcript has 5 exons.